Cyclopterus lumpus (lumpfish) is the source of this 1033-nucleotide messenger RNA. RefSeq names its product nucleotide binding protein 2 (MinD homolog, E. coli) (gene nubp2). Gene Ontology annotation, biological process: iron-sulfur cluster assembly. The record is from RefSeq and is a predicted model, not a curated record. Gene Ontology annotation, molecular function: 4 iron, 4 sulfur cluster binding; ATP binding; ATP-dependent FeS chaperone activity. The coding region runs from base 79 to 903 and encodes 274 amino acids. The transcript has 7 exons. Lineage: Eukaryota; Metazoa; Chordata; Actinopteri; Perciformes; Cyclopteridae. Gene Ontology annotation, cellular component: cytosol.
GCAUGUAACAUGCGCUUGUCUGAUUUGCGAGGUGGCGCGUGACGAUGCACGGAAGUAAUUGAGCCCUGGGCAGCGUGCAUGAGUCAAAUCCAAAAUAUGGAACAAAAUAAUGACGGGAACCUGUCGCAGGUCCGGCAUGUUGUGUUGGUCCUGUCGGGGAAGGGAGGCGUGGGCAAGAGCACCAUCACCACGGAGUUGGCGCUGGCGCUCAGGCAUGCUGGCAAGAAGGUCGGCAUUCUGGACGUGGACCUCUGUGGGCCCAGUAUUCCCCGCAUGCUCGGUGUAGGCCGGCCUGACGUACACCAGUGUGACUCUGGAUGGGUGCCGGUCUACACCGAUGCCCAGAAGAGCCUCGCCCUUAUGUCCAUUGGCUUCCUGCUGGAGGACCCAGAUGAAGCAGUGGUCUGGAGGGGGCCCAAGAAAACAGCUAUGAUAGCCCAGUUUGUGUCCGAUGUGGCAUGGGGCGAGCUGGAUGUGCUGCUGGUGGACACACCUCCAGGGACAUCAGACGAACAUUUGGCGGUGCUGGAGAACCUUAAAAAACACAGAGUGGACGGAGCCGUCUUGGUCACCACACCUCAGGCGGUAUCCACGGGGGAUGUGAGGAGAGAGAUCACCUUUUGUAAAAAGACAGGCGUACGGAUCCUCGGCAUCAUCGAGAACAUGAGUGGAUUUGUUUGUCCACACUGCUCGGACUGCAGCAAUAUAUUCUCAAAAGGUGGAGGUGAAGAGUUAGCCAAGUUGACUGGAUCAACAUUCCUCGGUUCUGUGCCCCUGGAUCCUCUGCUCAGCACCAGCAUAGAGGAGGGUAAAGACUUCAUGCAGUCUUUUCCCGAGAGCGCCACUUUCAGUGCCAUCAGCAGCAUUUCUCAGACUCUGUUCAACAGCCUCCAAACAGCAUGAGCUUGGAAUGUGUGUAAAGUCGGCAUUGCGUUUACAUGUUAGCAAAUGUGCUCUGUAUAAUAACAUAUAAAACGUUCUGAUUAUCUUGUUUUAUACCUUUAAAUAAAAUCAGCAUCCGCCACUAGUACAA